ACAGGUUGAAAAUGUGACUGAAAGAUGAACCUUUGAACAGUGUUCUGUGGUACCUAAGAAAGGCGUUACAUAGAGUUAUAUUACAUAAUGCUGAGAAGACAAGGCAGCGAUGAAAAGAAUCUGAUAAACGAGGAUCAUGAGAGACCGGAGGACCGAGAUCAAGUUAAUCAUCAUCCGGAACCUGACCGACCUUCAUCCAGCCUCCCUAGUAUCCAGGUCUCCCACAUCUCUGAUAAGUAUGACGGGAUUGGGACGAAUCCUCCGGAGACUGGAAGACGCAGGGAUUCUCAUAGGACGCCAUCUGUUGGUGAUUUACCGAACCGUGCUGGAAACACAGGGAGAAGUGGGAAUGACGAGGGAACCUACAAGGAGCUAUUAACACCAGGAGAACCUCCAACAGAGUCCUUAUCGAAACAUUCUUGGGAAAUUAAUUACAGGGAGGCUGCAAUUUUUUUGGAUGAAGGAAGAAAUAAUGAUAAAUUUUUGCAUCAUCCAAGGAAUAUGGAAGCAUUGCCUGCCUAUCUUCUUGUGCACAGUCGUUGGUUCAAUACAUUCGACUUCAUGGCUUCCAUAAUUAUUCUAGCUUUAGGGUUGUUCGAAGCUCCCUGUAUUCCUGCAUUAGAGGUUCCAGUUCCAAUCCAUGGAUCUAUAGAACUUUGUUCACUAGUAUUAUUGUCUAUUCAGAUGCUUUUAAAAACAAGAUGGAUCGGUUUUAGAUCCUGUUUGCAGCACAAGCGAACCAUUAUCAAAAUAUUAAGCUUAAUUAUCAUGACGAUAGAGGCAGCUGUAGUGCUUGUUCGACAGAGGAAUCAUUUUAGAAUAACACGUGCACUUCGUCCACUCUUCUUACUAGAUUCUAGUUUUUGCGGAGGAGUAAGAAGAUUUAUUCGACAAAUCCUUCAAUCCCUUCCUCCAAUCCUUGAUAUCAUGGGACUUCUACUCUUCAUCAUGCUAAUUUACAGUGUAUUAGGUUUCUAUCUGUUUGGACCAUCCGAUACUGAGCCUGGAUCCUUAUACUUCAACACCUUUACCACCAGCUUCAUCAACCUGUUCGUCCUCCUCACCACAGCAAACUAUCCUGACGUAAUGAUGCCAAGCUACGCAAACAACAAGUUUGCAGCCAUUUUCUUCAUUUCAUAUCUAGCGAUCACGCUGUAUUUCCUGAUGAACCUGAUGCUUGCUGUUGUAUACGAUGCAUUUACAAAUAUUGAAAUCGGCAAGUUCAAGAAACUGUUUCUUCAUAAACGAAAGGCUUGUCAGCAUGCGUUUAAAUUACUGGUGACCAGAGAUAAUCCGAGACAAGUUUCAUUCCUAAACUUCAGUGGACUGAUCGCUCAGUUUUCUCCGUCUAGUUCUCCUCUGGAUCGAAUGCUGAUCUUUAAAUCAAUGUUAAAUAAACCAACCAACCCUGGGCAAACCUACCUCUGUAUAGAGGAUUUCUACAAGAUUUACGAUUCUGUUCAAUACAGGUGGAAGUUGAAGAAGCAGAAGACCCCCUAUUAUGAAAGCUGUAAAACCUGUUAUUCUCUCCUAGCGGGAGGAAUUCGAAUUCUUGUCAAAUCGAAGGGGUUUGAGUUUUUGAUCUACAUGAUGAUCUUCACCAACCUGGUCCUGUUGGUCCUGCAGACCUACCUCCUCACUAACACCUCCGACUCUCAAACUAUUUACGCUUUCUGGGUUUCAUACAUUUUUAUCUCUGCGUAUACGUUGGAGGCAAUUCUCAAAAUUAUAGGUUUGGGAUUCGUAGGCUAUUUCAGCUCAGCCUGGAACAUUUUUGAUUUUUUAGUAACUGUAAGCGGACUGAUUAGUAUUGUAUUGACUGAAUUAAACAUACCUUCCUUCUAUGUUGUCAUCUUUAGACCUCUCAGACUACUCAGACUGUUUAAACUGAAGAAAAGAUUCCGCGAUGUUUUCGGAACUUUUAUCAUCCUGCUUCCUCGUCUCAACUCAGCUGUUAUUGUUCUAGUCUUGAUUUAUUAUUUCUAUGGAAUCAUUGGAGUUGAACUUUUUCAUUGGUGUGAUCUCAGGAAUUGUUGUAAGAAUACAACUGUAGAACCCUACUACAAUGAUAAUGCAGAGAAUGGUAGUGGAAUAGGAUACUAUUAUCUAAACAAUUUUGAAAGUUUACCAAUAGCAGGUAUAACCUUGUUUGAGCUGACCGUCGUGAACAACUGGUCUGUUAUUAUGGAAGGGUUUGCCAACACCGCCGGAGAAUGGUCAAGGAAAUUCAACUUUUAUUCUUUUUAA
This is a messenger RNA of Eurytemora carolleeae, 2247 nucleotides long. Its product is annotated as two pore calcium channel protein 1. Lineage: Eukaryota; Metazoa; Arthropoda; Copepoda; Calanoida; Temoridae. Gene Ontology annotation, cellular component: lysosomal membrane; endosome membrane. Gene Ontology annotation, biological process: transmembrane transport; monoatomic ion transport. The transcript is spliced from 23 exons. The record is from RefSeq and is a predicted model, not a curated record. Gene Ontology annotation, molecular function: voltage-gated channel activity; monoatomic ion channel activity. The coding region runs from base 88 to 2247 and encodes 719 amino acids.